Vigna angularis (adzuki bean) is the source of this 1325-nucleotide messenger RNA. RefSeq names its product glutelin type-D 1. The record is from RefSeq and is a predicted model, not a curated record. Bases 113 to 1183 code for a protein of 356 amino acids. NCBI's taxonomy places the organism in Eukaryota, Viridiplantae, Streptophyta, Magnoliopsida, Fabales, Fabaceae. Gene Ontology annotation, molecular function: nutrient reservoir activity. The transcript has 3 exons.
AUGAUGUGGGACUUCAGAAACGAGUGACCACUGCUUAAUUUUCUCGUGUUGCUCUGGUGUCAUUUAUCUUUCUUUUUCUCUUCCUUCCUCGGCUGUGUCGUGUUCUGUUGAGAUGGAGCUUGAUCUUUCUCCUCAAUUGGCCAAGAAGGUGUACGAGAGCAAUGGUGGAUCUUACUAUGCAUGGUCUCCUUCUGAGCUUCCCAUGUUGCGUGAAGGAAACAUUGCUGCUGCGAAACUAGCUCUUCAGAAGAAUGGUUUUGCCCUUCCUCAGUACUCUGACUCUUCCAAGGUUGCCUACGUUCUACAAGGAAGUGGAGUUGCAGGAAUUGUUCUCCCUGAAUCACAAGAGAAGGUUGUUGCAAUCAAAAAGGGUGAUGCUUUGGCACUUCCUUUUGGUGUAGUGACAUGGUGGUAUAACAAGGAGGAUACCGAGUUGGUAGUUCUGUUCCUGGGUGAAACAUCAAAAGCCCACAAGACUGGUGAAUUCACUGACUUUUUUCUGACUGGUGCCAAUGGAAUCUUCACUGGAUUUUCAACUGAGUUUGUGGGGAGGGCUUGGGACUUGGAAGAAAAGGAUGUGAAAGCCCUUGUUGGGAAUCAAUCAGGUAAGGGUAUUGUGAAGGUUGAAGGAAAUAUCCAGCUUCCUGAGCCUCAAGAGGAGCAUAGGAAGGGCAUGGCAUUGAACUGUGAAGAGGCUCCAUUGGAUGUUGACAUCAAGAAUGGUGGAAGGGUUGUGGUGUUGAACACCAAGAACCUUCCCUUGGUUGGUGAGGUUGGUCUGGGAGCAGACCUUGUGAGGUUGGAUGGAAACGCCAUGUGUUCUCCAGGAUUCUCUUGUGAUUCUGCAUAUCAGGUUACAUACAUUGUGAGGGGAAGUGGCCGUGCUCAGGUUGUUGGUGUGGAUGGUCGUAGGGUUUUGGAGACAACUGUGAAAGCUGGAAAUUUGUUCAUUGUACCAAGGUUUUUUGUUGUGUCCAAGAUUGCUGACUCUGAUGGCCUCGAGUGGUUCUCUAUCAUCACUACCCCCAAUCCUGUAUUUACUCACCUGGCUGGAAGUAUUGGGGCAUGGAAGGCUCUUUCACCAUCGGUUCUGCAGGCAGCUUUCAAUGUGGAUGAAGAACUUGAGAAACUCUUUCGUUCAAAGAGGAAUGCGGAUGCCAUUUUCUUCCCUCCUCCAAAUUGAAGUGGCACAAAACUAGCGUUAUGUUAUAUUUAUAUGUUUGAAACUGUUUGAAUUAGUUUUUGCUUUUUAAUGGACUAGCAUUAUGUUAUACAUAUUUUGUUCGAUUUACCUUUAUUGAAUAACGUUUUACCUUUCUUUUUUA